Molecule: messenger RNA, 3170 nt
Organism: Lethenteron reissneri (Far Eastern brook lamprey)
Lineage: Eukaryota; Metazoa; Chordata; Hyperoartia; Petromyzontiformes; Petromyzontidae
Product: TPR-containing protein DDB_G0280363-like
Biological process (GO): regulation of transcription by RNA polymerase II
Molecular function (GO): DNA-binding transcription factor activity, RNA polymerase II-specific; RNA polymerase II cis-regulatory region sequence-specific DNA binding
Source: RefSeq, a predicted model, not a curated record
AGCGGGCGGGAGUGGGUGGGGGUAGUUGGGGGUGGGGGGAGGAGGAGUAGGAGGCGACGCGGCCAUGAGCGACUGUGGCGGCGGUGUCGGCAGCGGUGGUGUUGGACUGCGCUUCGGGCAGUCCCCUCGGCCCGGGAGGGCGAACGAGCGCCUGUGACGUCAUCGCGAGGACGCACGUGAGCAGCGACACCGACACCACACGAGGUACAACAAAGAAAGGCCUGUUGAGGGGGGCCGUUGAAGGGGGGGGGGGAGCUCAAGGGGGUAGGGGGGGCCACGUACACAUCGGAGCCGGCGUGACGCUGGCGACUCAACGGCGGCGCUCGCAGCACCCGCGGGAUUCCGCGGCAACGACAGACAUCCUCGGCGGCUGUAGGAGCAAGCGACCGGCGGAAAUCCGUGGCAGCAGGAGCGCCGCAGUGGACCUUCCUCGCCCGGUUGCGGCGGACGGGACCGAGGACACGAGCGUGGCACGACCUGCCUCGCAGUGAUAGAGCGCAGCUCCCGGGGUGACUCGACAGCUCGGCGAUUCCCGUAGCGAUACGGCCUUGCCGCGACCGUCGUCGGUUCCGCGACCCGCGCGGUUGACUCGGCGACCCCCGCGGUCGGCUCGGCCGUCGCUCCAGAGCGAGCGACGAUGCAGCAGAGCGACCUGGACGAGAAGCUGAAGCGCUCGCUGCUCAAGGCGGCGGCGGGCGGCGGCGACCCGAGCCAGGUGCUGGCGGUGGUGACGGCCGCCGACGUGGCGCUGCACCACCUGCAGCAGCAGCAACAGCAGCAGCAACAGCAGCAGCAGCACCACCAGCACCUGCAGCACGCUCACCAGCACGCACAGCAGCAGCAGCAGCAGCACACGGCGGCAGCGCUCAUGAGCAUGGCCGGCACGGGCGCGGCGGCGGCAGCGCAGGCCGUGUUCCUGCCAUCGCUGCUCGAGGUACGGCACGGCAGCAGCAGCUACGGCACGUGUCUCACCUCACACUUGCCCCUGCCGCUGCAGCUGCGCAAGGACGUGCUCCUGGGCGAGGGCGAGGCGCCGGUGUUCCGCACCGGCGUGAGCCGCGUCGCCGACGAGAUGCUGGCUGCGGCCGCCGCUGCCGCCGCCGCCGCCACCUCCCGCGACGUUGCCAUGUGCUUCACCGCCGCCCCUACGUCGACCACCAGCUCCUUGCUGGGCGACGACAGCAAGGGGGGCGACAAGUCCCGGGAGGACUCGGCCCGGCACCACCAGCAGCAGCAGCACCAGGGCGGCCACUCGCACCACCCGGUGGCGCAACUUGGCUCCCACCUCAACCCCGCUCACCUUCACCACCACCAGCAGCACCACCAGCAUCACCUGCAGCAGCAGCAACAGCAGCAGCAGCAACACCAUCACCAGCAGCAGCAGCACCAUCAGCAGCAGCAACAGCAUCAGCAGCAGCAGCAACAGCAGCAAGCCUCGCCGCAUCUGCCGCAUCACCACCACGUGCACCACCACCACCACGGCGACGGCGCGGUGCUGCACCACCCGGGUGCCGGCGGGAUGCACGGCCUGACGUACGCCACGAGCCGGGACCUGCGCGAGGCCUACGGAGACGCCUUCCCCUUCCUCGACAUGAAGCUUGCAAUAAAGCAGGAGGCCGAGGCUGUCCCAGGCUGUGGAGACGGAGAGCUUCGGCAGCAGCAGCAGCAGCAGAACUUUGAGCAGCAGCAGCAGUCGGUGCCGAAGAAGAAGAAGGCGAAGCGCAAGCCCAGCGCCGCUACCAAGACGCUGGGCCUGGAGGCGGACGGCACGGCAGUGCUCACGCACCCGCGCCCGUACGCGUGCGACCGCUGCAGCGCGGCCUUCCGCACCAACUACCACCUGCAGAGGCACUUGCAGUCGCACACCGGUGAGCACACGACGAUCGGCCUGGGUCCGUCUGGCACCUCCGCUCUUCCACUACCGAGCGAUGCGUCGUCAAAGACUCUGCCGUCAAUCAUCUGCAGCCUGCCCCCAUCACCAUUGGCCGUUCCCGAUCGCCCAUGCCUGCGCGCUUGUGAACGGCCGUACCAGUGUAGUACGUGUAGCAUGAGUUUUGUUCAAAAGUACCUGCUCCAAAGACACGAGAAGAUUCACAGUGGUAAAUCUGAGAGCGCUCACCCUCCACACCCCCUCCACACCCACUCCCGCUCGCCUGCCCCCUCUCCCUCCGCUGCCUCUCCCUCCCACGCCCGCCUCUCCUCCCGCGUAGUCGAAUUCACGCACGGCUGGCCGUGGGCGGACUGCGUGAGCCCCGUGUUCGCCUUCGCCCGCACCCCCGCUCCCCCCACCCCCCCACCAGCCACCCACACCAGGCAGCGUGGUUCUUCGUCCCAGGAGUAGUUCCGUAGUUCCGGCCCAGGGCCGCCACGAGGCGCCCCGCUGCGUACGGCACCGAGCGAUUUGUUUAUGCCCCGUCCUUGCGAGCGGCCUAGCCGUGCUAAUCGGGCACCGGAGGUGGGGUGGAGGGGGGGGGGGUGAUGGUUUCCGCUCGCUGCGUGUCUAGGUUUAGCGGAGGAGAGCCUGAGUUAUGGUAUGUUUUGGGGUAACGUUAAGUUGUUUUCCGUGUGCCGCCCCCCCCCCCAAAAGGCGUUUAAAUAAUUCUAGCCUUCGCCUUCCUCUUGCACUAACCAUAACACUGGCACGAACUUGAACCGUGAUCCUCAGCCUGACAGCGACCCUAGCUCUAGCAUUGCCCUAACCACCAACGCCGACACCAAUCCCUCAGCCUCGUCUCUAUUGCGGCGACUCCCAGUCCUAACUCUCUGCGUCUCUGGUCCGCGUCUUUAACCUGCGUGGUGGUGGCCCGGGCAUGGUUACUGCAAAGCGGUGGCGGUGGUUGCUGUGGUGGUGGUGAUGGUGGUGGUGGUGAUGGUGGUGGUGGUGAUGAGGCUUGACUGUGCUGGCUGGCUGUGCUGUGCCGUGCUGUGCUGUCCUGUGCCGAACACCAAAGGUGAAACAGCAGGAAGGUCAAACUGCGGAGUGAGUAAAAACGCCCAGAGGUGGUGCUGAGUGAGAGGUAGGGUUUUGCUUGGGGGGGAUAUCUAAGACUGCUUAGGAGGGAAGCCAUAAUCCAACAGUGGAUAGUUUAUUACAGAUGAGGAUAAUGGGUAAUGCCAGGGGUCCGGUUGGCUUGUGUGGUUACGGGUUGCCGCAAAGACAGUAUUUGGUU